Strigops habroptila (Kakapo) is the source of this 4341-nucleotide messenger RNA. RefSeq names its product transmembrane protein 171 (gene TMEM171). The record is from RefSeq and is a predicted model, not a curated record. Lineage: Eukaryota; Metazoa; Chordata; Aves; Psittaciformes; Psittacidae. Bases 1295 to 2284 code for a protein of 329 amino acids. The transcript has 5 exons.
GUCUCCCGGCCGCCGGCUCGGCCGCUGCCAUGCGUGUGUUUGUCACCCCCCUCAAGCGUGGAGGCUCGGGCCGUGCCCCUGCGUCCCGGUUAUCUGGGGCAUAAACAUCUUGCGGCAAGGAAAGCCUCUUUAUCUCCCUGGAGAGCCCACCGCUCCGCAGACUGCUUCCCCAUAGAGUGACCUGGACGCCAUUAUAGUGACAGGAUGGGAUGUCUCUGAAGGGGCCUCUACAAAUUAUUCUGCUGACAUGUCAUGGUCCAGUUACUCCUGGUGGCAUACAGCUGCGAAAGCACUCGCUGGGGUGGUGGGCUGGCCCUACACGGGCCAAGUGCUGCUCCCUCACAGGAGUGGGUAGAUGAGCAGCCCUGCACCACUCCUUGCUACAGCAUGGGAGCUGUGUUCUCGAGGCAUGAUCCAUCGUGCUGAAGACCUUAAUGUGACUUAAAAGACUUGGCGACUAGAAGAGAGCAUAGCUGAUGGGCUGGUGCAUGAGGAGGGUUAUCCCAUGGGAUGCUGUAUUUACCAGAUGGAGUACAGCUUAAUUGCUUGUCUGUGAGUUGGCUGUGAUUUAAUGCUCCAAGCCAACCUCAAGAAACCGGGACAGGAAGGCUUUGGGUAGCUUUUGGAGACUUACAUCUUCCUGAUGGUCACUGUCCUAUCCUCUCGAAGAUUUGCCUGUGCCUUUUGCAACUUUAAGGUACAUCAGCCUCAUGGGACAGACCUUCCCUGAACUUGCCAGAAAUUGCUCUGUCUUGUGUUACGUGUUUGAAGAAUGUCAGCCCUGGGUUUAACUGUGUCUGUCUACCUUCUCCCCAGCCUUCCUGGAGGUACUGGAGAAAGUAGGAGCUGCUUUGUCCCAGCUCUUGGGUCCACCAGCGUGUCCUGUAAAAAGCAUACCACCUACAUGCAUGGGAACCUUCAGAGCCUGUUACUGAAUCUAGGUGCUGGCCUAGUUACCUGCAUGGCAUCCAACCAACGGGUUACCAAAACUUGCUUUGCAAGCUCCUCUGUGUCCAGACAUCCUUUUGGGGUUCUCACAUCCAACUGUGUCAUCAGGACUUUCUUCCCUGCCAAAAACAGAACCAAAAUCUUCUGUAUGCUUACUCUUGAAGCUGUAUAGGACCAGAAGCUGAUUUAAGGAGAGAAACAGAAAAGCCUUUAUUGCCUGUGGAAGGAGAAGCAAGAUUUGUAUGCUUUGAAAAGAUCUACUGUAGUUUUCUGCCACUUAAUGCUAACAGGAAAAACAAUCAAACAAAAAAACCCCAGCCCAUCUGCUUGAGGAGAUUCUGUUGUAAUGUAUCCAGUGGCUGUUCCUGCACCAGGGGGUGAAGGAAAUAAUGGACAACAUGGGAAACUUAUUUUUUUCCUUUUUGUUUGUGGAGCUGUGUUGCUAUGCGCUGGAUUCCUGCUUUCAGUCUUUAUUCUACAGUCAUGCCCAUCUGGAACGUUCAGUGACUGUAACGAGGUCCUUAAGGCUGCUGGGCCUGUGUUGGCUGUAAGUGGACUGGUUUGUAUUUUACUGGCACGAUCAAGGGCCAGGGUGUAUAUAAGACAAAGACAGUUGCAGAAUGAACAGGUUUACAGCCUUGUUUUCUGUCGUGGGAACUGUCAGUUUGCCCAGUUUCUCAUAUUUGGAUUCCUGUUUUUAACUAGUGGAAUGCUAAUUAGCAUCUUGGGCAUUUGGGUUCCUGGCUGCAGCCCCAGCUGGCACACCAUACAGCUCAACCACACCGGCAGUUCUGAUGUGGACCUCCAGGGCUGUGGAUUCCUGUCACUUCAAAUCAUGGGACCUUUGAUUGUGCUCACUGGGUUGUGUUUCUUCGUGAUAGCUCAUGUUAAAAAGAAACAAAACUUAAAUCUCAGCCAAGAAUCUUGCGAAAGUGAAGAACAACCUCAGAGGCCUGAACCUUUUCAGGUUACAGUAGGUGAUGCUGUAAUGAUAUUCCCACCUCCACCACCUCCUUAUUUUGCUGAUCCUGUGUCACCAACUGUAACACAUUGUCUUAUGUCAGGUGGUUUGCCUACAAGUGAAAAUCCUCCACCAUACCACUCUAUCUUCAGUGAUGGAGCACAGCUUGCAGAUGAUGAAAGAACAGUUGCUGUUAGAGACUAUGAAACCAUAUAUACAAUUUCUGGAAGCAGCUCACCUUCAGAUAUUUUACCAGUGCUAUACCUCUCCUCUGAAUCGCCUCCAAAAUAUGAAGAAAAAGCAUCAAUAACAAAUAAUGAAUAUUCUCUGUCUUCUUCGUCUAUUUCCUUAGCCACAUCUGACACCAGCUCAUAAAGGAGUCAGUUAGACUUAAUUUUUAAAUUAAAUUGUAUACUCAGAUUUACAAUUUUUGAAUUUAUUUACAUUUUAUAAUAAAACCAAUAAUGUUGGCUGUGUCUAAUUUUUCAUCAAAAAACAUAAUGAAUUUAGGUUUCAAGGAAUAUUAGAUAAUGCUGGGCUUCUUGAGCAAGUAGUCUGAAGGGAUUCAGUUCACUGUAAGAAUGUUAAAUGCUCAUCUUGUUCUGUUACAGCUUCAGUUUCUAUUUUUAGUUGUUCUUUAUAUAAUGGAGGCGCUAAGUAGAGACCAACUUUUUUUUUUAUUUUAAUUAAAUCUGUUUGGAGCUUCAAAAAGAAAUAAUUAGGAAGUGUUUUUAUUUCUAUUUUUGUAUGACUUUUGUGGAAAAUCCUGGUUUGCAAAGUUACUGACUUUAUAUGUGCUCUGAGAACAUCACAAAAAGGGAUGUUUAAGAUUGGGAGCAACUAUGUUAUGGAGAACUUAAAUGGUUAGGUUUUGGUCUGCCUGAUAACAAACACUCCAUAGCUUAAUUUAGACCCUCUCUGGUCCUUAUGUCAAGUAUAAUCCCUAGGAAAACCAGUUUUAACCAGCAGUUAAGAGCCCUAAAGCAAUACUGAGGAUAGUUAAUAGGCUAACAGUUUAACCGUGAUAAUGACUGAUUUCAGAGGGAUUAUGCAGCUGUUACAUAUAUCAUCAUUCAUGGAUUAUACAAGGAGUGCUUAUUUUGUGAGAGUGAGUACCACUCAGCAUGCUAUCUUCCAGGUGCAGACAUUACUUAUCAGCAAAUGCAAGAGAGGCAGUUUCAUGGAAAAGCAUGCAGUGGAUGUGUUUAACUGACAUAGCACUUGACAGACCCUUCAGAAAGCAGCCCUCUGGUCCUGUGUCCCUGUGCAGCCCCUAAGCAGUACCUGCCUGCCUUCAGGGUGGAAUGACAACAGGUUCUGGUUCUAUUACGCCAUUGUUUGCACCUAUUCCUGAACUGAGGGAUUUGCUUGUAGUAGGUAAGGAUAAUUGUCAGGAACUGAGUUGCUGCUAACACUUCACGACUUGCUGUGAACUCAUUUGAGAAAAAGACCUCAUUCUGUGCGCAGAUGCAGAAGGUGUCAGACCUACCGUUUUGGCUUGGUUCAGCAUGGUAAACUUAACCAGCAUUAAAAUUGCAAGAGUGAUCUCUCUCUUGUUCAACUGACACUCAACACCUGCAUGCUCUGGGACCUCAGCUACACCUCAGCUUGUCUUCUGCCUUGCUGAAUUUCAGGGAACAUGGCUGUAACAGAGUGCAAUCUUUAACUACUCGAGUUCCCUCCUGUGCCCAGGGCAAGGUGAUUGCUUCCUGUCAUCUUUCUGUGAACAUGCCUCUCACCUGCAGGGUUCUUUAGAAAGAUGUUCAGGAGCUCCUGGAUGCGGCCAUUUAUUUCUACUUCUUUGCUGUUCCCUCAGUUGUGCUAGGGCAGCCCUUUGUGCAGCCACACAAAAACAAACCCAGCCAGUGAGGAAGGUAUAUUUAGCCAGCAAUAGAGCUGAGGAGCUUAUGCGUGCAAAGUAAUGAGCAAACGCAGCACAGAGAGGGAUUUAGUAUGUGGGAGCUGAUUAAACUGGCAUGACUCAGCCAUGGGAAAUGUCUAUAUGAAGAAAGGGGAUCCACAAAAGCCAGCAGGUGUUUUGUCCUCUUUUCUCUCAAGUGUUUUUUACCUAGUGAGUUUUUCAAGGAUGCUGUUCCUUGAAUGCCUUCUGUAACCCAAGCUAUGGUUUACUUUUUUUUUUUUUUUUUUUUGAGCUUUUCUUUUUAACCCAACAGUGGUGCCCGCUGGCCUGCUUGAUGCAUGCAUACAAAGCCUUGCACAUGUCAAAGGAGCUUCUCUCUCUCUCUGGGUUUGUUGUACUAUUAUAUAGCAAGUACAAAAGCUGGGGUAUUUUACCGAAAAGAUCCUAAGCAAACAAAGACCCACAUUGGCUUUGGUUUAUUGUUUGAAUUACAAAUGAACACUCAUUUGCUGCAAAGGUUAAACAUCAGAAAGUAUUUAAACAAAUAAAUCUUGAAAUAUGUCACCAUCUU